AGUGGCCUCGAAGAAUUUAGUUUUUCACUUGAGCUAACCGUAGGAAAAAAGAGUGAUAAGUGGACGCACCGCAGUCAGUUCACUCGAAAAUUAUUCAACCCCUGGGGCAAAUAUAGUGCUGCCGCCUUGUUUCAGUUUUACCAAGUUGGCCUCGGUGCAGAGGUAAAUGGAUGGUAAUUCUUUUCAGUUCGGUCAAUAAAAUCAAGUGAUUCCUUACGACCUGCACCUGUUCAACAUGUUUGGAUGGCAAACCUCCUUGCAUUACGAACUGAAUUCAGUACCUACUAGCACUCGAACCGUAUUUCUUCCCGGGGUCUCACAUCAAACAGAAACAAUCAAGGUACUUGGCCGUUGGAGCCGGGCCAUAGUGUGUGUGUGUGUGUGUGUGUGUGUUUUGAUUAAUUAGAUUAUCAGUGCUCACGGUGCGGUUAAGUAAUACCUUCUUCGCCUUUUUCUUUCCGCACACGCCACCCAAAACCUUACGCCAAAUUCAUACAAUCAUAAAGUUAAAUUGUGUGCACAAUGAAUCGAUCCGAUGAAAAAUGUCAUACGCCAUGAAGAAAAACGGUUGUCGCCGAGAAAAAAAGAUUAAACAAGUUUAGUUUUACAGUACAAGUUUAGUGCAUUACUUCCAGUCAUGCAAACCAACGGUGCAACUAUGAAUGCAACACAUUUCAACACAAGUGCAUAGCAAGAGUCGGUUGCAAGCAAGAGUCAAGCAUAUUUGGUACCGUAUUCGGAGGUGAAAAUCUUCAUACACUGUGCCAUGAAUAUUUGGAUUCCUUGAGUUGUGCCAUACAUAUUUGUUCGUAAUGUUGUGCGUUCGUGGAUAGCUAAUGUCCUGUACGAAGUGCUCCAGUAGUCAUAAUGUCUCUUCACCGUCGUGAGUAAAUCAUGGUGCAGCGAAAGCAGUCUAUUAGCUGAUGUAGAAGUACACUUUAGCCUUGCCAAAAAAACACAUAUACACACAUACAAAAAGAUGCGGUGACUCACUGACACUUGGUGACUUGAUUAUUCUGAUCAAUAAGAAAAUGCUCCGUGUAGAAAUAUGAGCAUCACCUGAAUGCGGCUGAUGAACAGUAGAAUCCGUCAAAUUCAGUGGUAUAGUCGAUUGGUAUAGGUCAUCGCUCAAGCGUCAAGCCUUCAAAGCUCUUCAGAAUGCAGCUCAGCUGGGCAUACGAUGGCGUCAACGGGUCGGUGCCGCGCAAUACCGGCCCAGAAUGUGCCGAAUAUCUAUCACCGAGCCGAAAGUUGAUGGAAACAAUAGUCAUAAUACCGCUCUGCCUGAUUGCAAUCAAGUGUUCCGUUAGCAGGUUGAAACCCAUCACGUACCGGCAAUUGGAUCGUGUGACCGGCUGUGCUCUCGGUGCGAAUCGAUCGCUCAGCAGUAGCAAUCACAAUCUUCACCAUCUGCACUACCAGCGCAAUCUAGCUGAUUCGGAACCGCGCGAUCUGUUGAUGCCCCACCAUCGGGAGCGAUCGUUCUCUUCAGCCUCGAUUGCCAGCGGAUUGGUAGAGGACUUUCAUUGCCAGCGAUGUGUUCAGGCGGGCGUGGUGUCCGGUCGCGGUACCGCUAUUCCUGGCGAAAUCCUUACACCGAGCUGGGGCAAGCAGUUUCUACUUGUUACUAUGACACUCACGUUGGGAGUUGAGCUAGGCUUUAAAUUCGCUACUAGAACAGUGAUUUACAUUUUAAAUCCGUGUCAUAUUACUACCAUCAUGCAGAUAUAUCUUUUGGCAUGCAAUAAACCGACCAGGAGCAGUACAGUGCUCUUUCGUCUGCAGAUGAACUAUUUAAACGGUCCGCUGUUAGCAUUCAUGUUUCCCGAAACCGACAGCCGACAGCUCCCACUAGAAUCAUCUAUCUACUGGAUACAGCAUGCACUGAUGUGCAUAAUACCUGUAUUCCUGUUGAGAACUGGAGGAGUCUAUAGCAUGGAAGCAUUGAAUGACUUCACUUGGAACGUUAUAGGCUAUGCUACUUUAAUAAUCUAUCACUUUGGAGUCCUUCAAGUAGUAGCAACUCCAGCGCAAGUUAACCUUAACCACAUGCUGUGUCCAGCGUUAAAAGAUCCUUUUGAAGGUCCCAACUAUCGCAUAUUUGCCGUAUUCCACGAGGCGAUACUUUGCACCUUGCUGUGCAAGUUAGUCACGUUUCUAUUUAGUCCGUUGCCGUCUUCAAUUGUAAAUCAUCCGACAUUUAAAAAUGGAAAGCAAACGGACUCGUCCCCGAUAGCAGCGGCAAACACCGUAGGAUCGUCUACGUCUCUGCCGCCGCACAUAAUCUCCUCAUCUCGUCCAUCCUCACGUUCGUCAUCGCCAGCAAAGUCGUCCAGCUCGAUGCUGCAGGAGAACAACAUUAUUAUAAAAACUAGCAAAAUCGACUAGUUUCAAUUUUCUUCCUUCACGCUAGGGCUAGUGAUGAUGAUGAUCAAUACUAGGUUGAAGAUUCUUCGAGUCAGUAUAUAUAAAGGCUGUUUGUAGAUACAAAAUAGAUACCUUUUCAAUCUCUCUACCUUGCCUACUUUAGGAUAGUCGUAGCGGAAUCCAGAUCAUUAAGCUAAGCAGUAUAACUGGCGAGUACACGUUCAAUAAGUGAUUGACUUUUAAUUAAAACUUGUAAACAAAUUUAAAAGAUGCAUAAAAUGUUUGUAGCUGCAACUGGUCACCAGCUGCGCUUUUCAUGCGGUACACUCUUGAUCAGGGAAUGCCCCGCAGAGAUCCAGCGCAGCACAGUAGCUCUGAUAUAGCAAAUGGUUAUGGAAAAAGAAUUUUCCGUUUUUGUAAUGCUUUGCAUGACGCAAUUGAUCAAUGAUUAGCAAGUGAUAGCAGAAAGCACUUCAUACUUUUCUUUCGCGUGACGAGUUACUCGGUCUUUGCUGCCUUACAUUUGUUUACUAGUCUUGUUAUCCGAGCGGUACGGCUAGACAAUUGGCCCUUGCUGUAAAAAUACAGUUUUGGACUCGAUUUGAUCCCAUGAUUCGUGAAAAACUUUAACGUCACGCUUAGCUUGAUAAUAUAGGACAACUUAUGCUUAAUGAAGAAAGUGCAGUGAGUUCCCCAAAGUACGCAAUACACCAGGUACGCGGAUUGUUGAACAUAUUGUUAAAUAUUAGUUGUGAAUACAAUUCAAUCGAAUUAAACUUAAAUUAGACACCAACAAUACCUAUACAAUCCGACACUAGCAUGACUGCGAGAGAAAUACAACCGAUGUGUCACAAGAAACGCGGUUUCUUUCCUUUUAGCGUACAGCGGGAACUAACCGAUCUUACUAGCUUAGGGUAGCCCCCCUUCGCUAAUGGGUAUUUAUAAAUAGUUGCAAACAUUUAACUUUGAUUUUACUUCUCAAAAAAUUGUUUAUCGAUGUUAUUUAAUCGUGUAACGAGCAUGGAUUAUUGCAACCUACCAUUGUUCGCUAGUUUGUCAUAUGGCUAAGCGCAGCUACACACUAAGAACUAUUGGUUUAAUUUUUCUUAUUAGGAAUAUUUUAAUGGAUUACUGCGGGGACUGGAUAACCUUAGACUCGUAUGGAACGAAGAAUUUUUUUUAUUUAGUUUGCAUCUAAGCUUUAAGCUCAACUCAACUAAAUUUAAAACUAGCCGUUACAGCAAAUGCGAUGCGCAUUGUUGAAUUCUAUCAUAGCAUUAGGUUUAGACCACGAUAAAGGAGCCGUAUUUCGAAAGUGUGAAGCCAAUUCGAAUAAAUCCGAGGAAGAUACUGCAUGAACCAUAGCAAACAAAACACGCGUAGUUGAGAUGGACCUGAAAAACCUGUGUUUAGAAAACCAGCAAACACUGUAAACUGUAAAAACCACAACCAUCGACAAUUUCUUAGGGGCUAGCAGCAAAUGUAAAACACUUUCAGUUGGUUGGCUAUUGUCCACGAUUUAUAAAGACUAUUGAAUAAUUAAUGAGAAUGAUUUUAACAAAAGUGUAAUAAUACUUUUGGUCUGUCAAACUGCUAGCGAAAUGUGUGAUAUUAUUGAGCUACGACGGAACAACAAUAGUCAUCUGAUGCGUAUCCUUACAUUGUUAUGUUUUUUUUUUUCGUUAUUUUGCAUCAGCCACUGAAUGGCUCGAACAGCCUAUGAAUUGAACAAUAUAUAUAUGAAAAGAUUUCCAAUGUCUUUGCAAUAAAAAAAUAUUCUCAUACUA
This is a messenger RNA of Anopheles stephensi (Asian malaria mosquito), 4154 nucleotides long. RefSeq lists its product as uncharacterized. The transcript has 5 exons. The coding region runs from base 1159 to 2388 and encodes 409 amino acids. NCBI's taxonomy places the organism in Eukaryota, Metazoa, Arthropoda, Insecta, Diptera, Culicidae. The record is from RefSeq and is a predicted model, not a curated record.